CGAUCGUAUCGUUAUAUCAUAUCUACUUUGUUGUACCGCAUCAAAAAGCAGUGUCUGUUCCCCCUAGCUCAUUAUGAUCCGUCCAUCUACUGCCCGUCAGGCCGCCGUUGCCGGUCGUCGUUUCGUGUCGACCGCCGCCACUGGUCAAACCAAGUACACAACCUUGUCCAACGGUAUCACCGUUGCCUCUGAGGCUAACCCUAAUGCUACCUCUGCCACCGUUGGUGUUUGGAUUGGAGGUGGUUCCAGAGCCGAACACCCUUACAACAACGGUGUUGCCGCCUUGACCACAAAUGCCCUUGCCUCCCAACUGGGCUCCGGUAUCUUGCUUUCCGCUGAAAACACCAAGGAAACUAACGCUGUCAUUGCUCAAUCUACCAACGAAAAUGUUGCUGAAGCUGCCAAGUUGAUCUCUCAAAUUGUUUCUUCUCCUCAAGCCACUUUGGAAAAGGUUGACUUUGCUCAAUACAAGCAACAAUUGUUGGCUCAAGCCAAUGCUCUUGAAGCUGACCCAGCUGCCAAGGUUGCCGAACAUUUGAAUGCUUCUGCCUUCCAAGGUUACUCCUUAGGUUUACCAACUCAUGGUACCGUCGACUCCAUCAAGGACAUAGAAUUGCAAGACUCCUUGCGUUUUGCUGAAAAGCAAAUUGUUGGUGCCAACACCGUUGUUGCUGCUUCUGGUAACUUUGACCACGAUGCUCUUGUUGCCGCUGUAGAAAAGAACUUGACCUUGACCAAGGGUUUCAAGCCAGCCACUAAGCCAGCUUCUUUCUUGGGCUCUGAAGUCAGAAUGAGAGAUGACACCUUGCCAAAGGCUUGGGUUUCCAUUGCCGCUCAAGGUGAAGGUAUCAACUCCCCAGCUUACUACGUGGCCAAGGUUGCCGCUGCUGUCUCUGGUAACUUCUACGACAAGUCUGCCAUUGCCAAGUUCACCAGUUCCAAGCUCUCCUCCAUUGUUCAAGAGUACCACAUUGUUGACAAGUAUUCACACUUUUCCAAGUCUUACUCUGACACUGGUUUGUGGGGUUUCAAUGCUGAAAUCUCCAACAUUUACCAAAUUGAUGACUUUGUUCACUUCACCUUGAAGGAAUGGAACAGAUUGUCUAUUUCUGUCACCGACGCUGAAGUUGCCCGUGCCAAGGCUGCUGUCAAGACCCAAUUGUUGAAGGACUUGUCCUCUCCAUUGGCUAUUGCAUCUGACAUUGGUGGAAAGCUCUUGUUGGCCGGCUACAGAGCCUCUGCUCAAGAAGCUUUGCAAAAGAUCGACGCCAUCAGCACCAAGGAUGUCAAGGCCUGGGCCCAAGCCUCCUUGUGGGACCAAGACAUUGUGAUCUCUGGUACCGGUCAAAUCGAAGGUUUACUCGAUUACAUGCGUUCCAGAAACGACAUGGCCAUGAUGAGAUGGUAAUAGAGUUCCGCUUUUCUGCUGCCCCCAACAAAAAUUCAACCCCACCACAUACAAACAGUUGCAUAUUGGUUAUAAGAAGAAUCCUGAAUUAUUUAGAGAAGAGCUAUCUAAGCCGAGAUGUUUAUUGUUAUAAUUGAUACAAAGAAAGAGAAA
[Candida] anglica is the source of this 1561-nucleotide messenger RNA. The record is from the annotation of a GenBank genome assembly. NCBI's taxonomy places the organism in Eukaryota, Fungi, Ascomycota, Pichiomycetes, Serinales, Debaryomycetaceae.